Messenger RNA from Amborella trichopoda, 2503 nucleotides. The record is from RefSeq and is a predicted model, not a curated record. Lineage: Eukaryota; Viridiplantae; Streptophyta; Magnoliopsida; Amborellales; Amborellaceae.
UUUGCUUUUGUACAGUAAGCUGAAAUUGCCAACUCAACUCUCUCUCUCUCUUCCUCUCUCUCUCUCUCUCUCUCUCUCUAGGUUUCGAUCACGCCCUUUCCACCCUAGAAAACAAGUUGAUGGGUUUUGGUAAUUAGAGCUGAGGAGUGGCUGGAGAUCGAAAUUGAGAGGGAUCAGUCGAAAUUCAGCUUGUUUGUUGGCUUUACACAUGGAUUUUGGAGAUGGGUCUCCUAGAUCUAGAUCAGAGGAGAGAGAGAACGAUGAAAACAGUGGUGAGAACCCUGAAAAUCCCAUGAAUUCUUGUGAGAGAAACCACCAAGACAACAAAGGUGAGAACCCAGAACUCCCCAUGUGUUCUAGUGAGAGAGAGAAGAACGAUAGCACAGGUGAAAGCCCUGGAAAAAAUCCCAUGAGUUUUAGUGAGAGAGGAAAUGAGGAAAAGGAAGAAAUUUUAGAGAUUUCCAAUGAAAGCACAUCAGAGAUUAGCAGUUCUCGUUUAGCAGUGGACGAAGGUCCAGAGAAUUUGAGUGAGAGAGAAAAUGAUCACACCUUAGGUGAAAGUGCCGAAAAUCCCAUAAAUUCUAGCGAGGGAGACAAAGAAGAAAAGGAAGGGGAAGAAAGCCCAAAAACCCCCAAAAAUUUCAGUGGAAGAAAGGAAGAAACAAAUGGAUCGAAUUCUGUAAUUAACCAUGGUCCUGAGAAGAAGGUGGGCGUCGAGACCUCGGUAAAUAGUACUGGGUCUCAUGUGGGAGAAUCAAUGGGAAGCGAUGAUAAUUUAGAGAGAGAAAGAGGGAACUCCAUCGAAAACACUGGAAAGGAAACUGGGUCGCCUUUGGACCGGUCCGAUGUCAAGACAAAGGGAGCAGGGUUGAGGAAAUGGAGGAGAAUUAAGAGAGAAGUUGCAAAAGAUGGAGAUUCAUCUCAAGAUUUGCAUAGAGUGCUUAAGCGAGACUUCUCCAUCGUUGAACAAAUCAAAGCAGGCUCGGUUAAAGUCUUAAGUCAUGAGGAAAAGGUGAAGAGUGAGGGCUCAAUUGGCUCUGCAAAUUCUACACUUGGUCUAAAUCUGGCUCCUGGUAAAGCCAUAUUUGUAGCUGGUAGUGACUCUGAUAAUAGUGAGGAUCGAAGUAGCAAGUCUUCUACAGCAGCUAGUGUUUCUAAAUCAAAACCCAGCAUGAAAGAAUUUAGCAGCAAGUUCAUUUCGAAAGAGAAAUUGAAAACCCCAAUUAGAACUAUGGGGAGUAAUCCUCAAAGGACGAGUCUUCAGCGCAAAGAUUUGGUCGAUGCUAGUAAGAAGCUUAGAGCGGAUCGAGCUGGUUCCAAAAGUGGGAAAAUUGAAAAGGAGAAAGCAAAUAUAGAUAACCACCAUGUUGAGGAGGAAGGUUCAUCUAGUGUGGAGUCUGAUUUGCGAAGCUUGUUCGGGGUUGGAGCUUCAGCAAGUAGUAAUUCUCUCUAUAAAAGCGGUAGUUUCAGUGCUCUUAGUAAUGGGAGGUGGGUUGAGAUGGAAAGAAACCUAUGGUCUUUGAAUUAUGGCGAGGAGAAUGCAAGCUAUGAGCAUCAGAGUGGUGAAGGUUCCCAGAUGAUCCAUGAAGGUCAUGGUGGUUCUCAAUCUAAAGAAAAUGGAGGUGAAAUUGAUUGUGAGUUGAGAGAGAGUGAGAAGGAGGAAUGCGUGGGGGGCUCUGAGGGGCACUCGAAUGGGCAACAUCUGCCACAAAUCAACCCGGAUUCAUUAGAGCAGUCACUCAUUCAGCUCCAGGCUGCGCAAGAAGCCCUUGAGAAAGAAAUUGAAAAAGUGGGUGAAAUCGGAAAGGAAGCCAAUUCUCAACCAUCCAGUUCUGGUGUUGAAUCUGGUUCAUCUGAGCUGAAUCAGAGGAUAAUUCUCUUAGGGCACAAAUUAAAACAAGCAUCUGCAACAAUCGAAGCCAAAGAUGUCAAAGUUCAAGAGCUUGAAGCCCUCUUAAACGCAACAGGUUCAUCUAAAAACCCAACAGGGAACAGCUUUCGGCCAAAUUCACCAGAAAAUCAAAUGGGGAGCAACCUCGACAGAGAUAUGGAACUGGAGCUCGAGCUUCUGUUUGAGGAGAAGAUGAGGGCUGAGAUAGAGUAUCUGAUGAUGAAGAAAACAACCCAAAAACUCGAGAAAUCGGUUCUCGAUUCCCUCUCUCUCCUGGAGGAGAAGGAAAGUUUGAUUGCAGAGCAGGCUCUAGUGGUUGCAAAGUUGAAGGAGAAGGAGGUGCAGGCUUUUGGAUUGGAGAAAAAGGCAAAGAAAUUGGAGGCUUCUUGCAACGAGUUGUUAGAGAGAGAGGAGGUUCUAAAGUUGCAGUGUAAGGUGUGUAAGCUUGGCGUCUGUUGUUUCUCACAGUUGUUUUUGCUUUGUGUUGCAUUUGCUGUGUUCAUAUCGCAGCUGUUGCCCCAGUAUCAAGGGACCGUACCCACUUGAGAGACGAAUGUCUUUUUUGGCUUGUGUAAUUUGUUUAUUAAAUGAAGUUGGUGUUUUUUUUUUUUU